Molecule: messenger RNA, 1628 nt
Organism: Salvia splendens (bonfire salvia)
Lineage: Eukaryota; Viridiplantae; Streptophyta; Magnoliopsida; Lamiales; Lamiaceae
Product: transcription factor TCP2
Exons: 2
Coding region: 458-1312 (284 amino acids)
Biological process (GO): regulation of secondary shoot formation
Cellular component (GO): nucleus
Molecular function (GO): sequence-specific DNA binding; DNA-binding transcription factor activity
Source: RefSeq, a predicted model, not a curated record
AGUUCAUAUCAGAUACUUUGCCUUACAUGAGAGAGAAAUCAUGUGAAAUAUCAUCAGAAAACAAUGUAGUAAGUUAUUGAAAAAGAAUUAGGUUUUCUUAUCAAGGCUAAAACCAUAUGUUUGGAUAAAUUUGUAACUAGCUAUCAAUUUAGUAGCACUAAUUAAUUACCAUUCCUAAACUUGUAAUUAAGCGUAACAGUAAACUAUAAUUAACUCGAUAUUAUAACAAGAUAUUUCAUACAGCAAAUUGACCCCACCAUCCCUACCUAGUCUCGUUUUGCCGUUGCCAUCAUCUUCUACAUCAUACUUGCAUCACUUUAACCACGCUCUUGCCCUAACAAGUAACAACCACUUAAGUUGCACUACCACCUCUCUCUCUCUCUAUUGCUCUAAUGAGUAUGCAUUCUCCACUUGACACCCAAAACAACUAAGCCAAUUUCGCAACGCCCGAGAAACAAUGUUACCAUCGGGAGAUAACCCUCUUCACCCCUCUUUCAAAAAGCCUCCUUUUCAGCUUUACGAUCAAAUUCAAAACCCUAUAAUCGAUGAAUCCCUAUUUUUCUCCAACUUCCCCUCCCCAUUCUUCGAUGAACACCAAAUCAUCUUCCCGGACUUCCACUCCAAUUCCAAACCCCCCCUGCCAUCAUCAGAUCAUCACCCCCAAAAGAAACCCCCAAAACCUAAACAGAAACAAGCAAUCCCGAGGAAGAGGACUGGAAAGAAAGACCGGCACAGCAAGAUUUGUACUGCGAAAGGGAUCCGAGACAGGAGAAUGAGGCUCUCCCUUCAAGUCGCGAGAAAAUUCUUCGAUCUCCAAGACAUGCUGGGUUACGACAAAGCGAGCAAAACCAUCGAGUGGCUUCUCAGCAAAUCCAAGAAGGCGAUGAAGGACCUCACCAACACCAAGGAUGGUAAGAGUGAAUCUUUCGCGUCGGAAUGCGAGGACGUUUCCGGGGAGAACUGCUCGAAGAAUGAAGGUGUGGCCGACUGCAACGAGAGCUCAUUGAUCGGGAUAAAGCCAACGACGAGAGAGACGAGGGAGAAGGCUAAGGCGAAGGCGCUGUGCAGAACAGAGGAGAAGGUGAUGGUAAAGCGGGUCGAAUCGAGCCCUAAUCAGAAUGUUCUAGAGAAAUUAGGGUCUUCGAGCAGCAGUCCUCCAUUAGAUCGAGAAAGGGUUUGUGUAGCGGAUUGCGCCCCUCUCCUGCACGAUGUCGGAACAAUCGAGAAGCUUCUGGGGAGUUCCACUUCUGAUCAUUACAACUGCUCUAGUUUCAUGGGAUUUCUUGGAAACUGGGACCUGUUUGAGCAAUGAUCACAGACUAAAUUAAGGAGGAAUAAGAAUAUGAUUCUGAUAAUAAACUGGGAAGCUAGCCUAGUACUUGAUUAAAAUUCAAUAUGCUUGAUGAAAUCAAGCUGAUGGGAGAGAGUUUUUACAAGAUCACAAUGUGGCCAAAGUAAGUAAAUACUAGCUUUAUACUUUUUGAAGGCAUAAAUUUCGAGCUAUUAUCGCAUAUGGUUUAAGGUGGUAGUUUUCAAAAAUCAAAAGAAUGUUAGACGGAUUAUGAAAUCUUGCGAUAAUAUUGUGGUGGAACAUAAAUUUAGGUAUAUAUGCAUAUAUAAACUCUUGA